Messenger RNA from Vespa crabro (European hornet), 5860 nucleotides. RefSeq names its product MATH and LRR domain-containing protein PFE0570w-like. The record is from RefSeq and is a predicted model, not a curated record. Bases 970 to 5802 code for a protein of 1610 amino acids. The transcript is spliced from 2 exons. Lineage: Eukaryota; Metazoa; Arthropoda; Insecta; Hymenoptera; Vespidae.
AAUGUAAUAAAUCGACUCUACUUGCCUUCCGACCCACGCAACAAAAGAGAUUUGGAAAUCUCUCUGGCAACGACGAACUAUGUAAAUGCAGAUAGUAAUUGUGGCCGUCUGCAUGGAAUGUUAUAAGCGGUAUACGAAGGAAAUUACGAAGGGUAUCGUUUUCAAAAUGUAUUCCCCUAUUGAGGGAUCGAUUACGAGAGGGGGCGGUAACGAGUAACGUUCUAUAUUACGUUCGUUAAGAAUAAGGGAAUGGGGGCGUGAACGAGAUUCGAAAGGAUCGACCAAUGACAAUCCUUUCGAUUCAGUUCCAAUUAUUCUAUGUUAGGUCAUUAUCGAUAAGAAGGAGUAUCACGUGUAUCGCAUGAGUCUCAGAAUUUCUCUCCUUGUGCGUGGGCCAUUGCGUACUCCUUCUUUCCUCUAGCAUUACUUACCAUUUUCCUCGCUCGUUUCCUUGUCGCGAACCUUCGAAGAAGACAUGUUUUAUAUAUUAAGUACGGACCGCUUACGACCGCUCUCAAGUUUAUCAUAAUAUUGAAUUUGACAUUUUCUGCCCUAUUAUUACUAGUCAGUUGCAUUCGUAAAACUCUGAUAAAUCGCACAUAUUUAUUUCGCUUUAUUCCUCGCGUCCGUCGCGUCCAUCGCGUCCUUGUGUUCAAUGGUGACAGUUUAAAGGAAUAUUGAAUGGUGCGAGGGAGUUAGAGGUGGUCGCGUCUCAAAUGCUUAAAGUUGCGACCAAGAAUCGGUGAAUUCUUCAUCUCCUCAAUAUAACAAUAUAACAAUAUAACAAUAUAAUUUUUUCUCCCUCCUUUUUCUUUUCUUCUUUUUCCAUGUGCCUUUCUUAAAUUUGUUUGUUUUUUCUUUUUUUUCUUUAUCAAAUCUCUUAUCUCUGACCGAGUAUUUCUUCUAAUCGAUUUGCCAAAUAUUAUCGUCCUUCGAAUACGACCAAAAGAGACGAUUACUGAAGACACGAUGAGGUCAAAGGAAAUAAUAAGCAGUAUCAAUGACAAGGACAGGGCACAGGGUUUUGCGAGGCGCACCGAAGAAUUUAUACCAUUUUUCCUCGACAAUGAAUACAAUCAAAAGGAUAAUAGGAAUAAGAAAGAUUUAAAUAAUUCCGAAGAUAUAAGAAAAGGUUCAAAAUGUUCUGACGAACUAUACGACGAGGAGUUGGACGCAGAUAGUACGUCGCAGAUAAUUUCAAUGUCGCGUUGCACAAAAUCUCGCGUUAAUGAAAUUAAGAUAGACGGGGUUAAAUUUAAACAUAAGAUUAAAAGAAGAAAAGAAUCGGAUAAAUAUAAAGUAAAAAGGUGUAAACAUAAAUGUGAUCAUGAAGAAAUAUCGAAGAGUAGAUCGAUCGAUAAAAAAGUAUCGACGGAAAAUAAUAGAAACGGAAUAAUCCCCAAUAAUAACGAUGCAGGUGUGAUAAAGGCGCCUAUUCAAAUAAAUAAACAAAGAUUAAGAAGGCCCAUUUUAGGUGCGUCCAAUGAACUGCGCGAGAAAGAAUUUGCCGAUGAUAAAGGUUGUUGUUUUUCCACACUUAAAACCAUGGAAGCGGACUCCGCUCUUUCAAAUGACAAAAUAAAUGAUACAUUAAAGGUACAUGACAACGACAUAGAUAUAAACGAAUUGAUGAGAACAGUUCGCCAGUGUGAACUGCCUGAAACCGUAAUUAUUGACAAAAUUCAAAAGAAUUGCAAUAUAUCUGAUAUUUUUAAUCGAACCUAUUCAAGUGUAGAUAUGAGAAAACGAAAAAAGAUUCGGGAUAAAUUUCACGAGAUCUUUGAUAAGUGCCUUACGUUAAGCGAGGAGGAGGAAGAAGAAUUUAUAAUAAAUGCUUGUAUACGUACGAGACAAAGAAAGAAGUACAAAAAAUUGUCGAAUGUUGAUAAAAAUAUCGAAUAUCCUGUGGUUUUGGAUAAGGCAACAAGACAACAAGAUAUAACGUCUGAUUUAAUAGUGGAUACAGCCUCUAGAAAGACUUGUGAGAUUUCAAAUAUAGAAUUGGUAGGAACUUUAUUAAAUACUAGAAAUGUUAGAGAAUUUGAUGAAGAUCAAACUGUCUGUGAUAAAGAUGUAUUUACUACGGAAAUCAAACUUUGCGGGGACGACGGCGUCCAAAAAGAUAAUAUUAUAAAGUUUCCUUUGCUUUGCGAUAAUAAUGACCUAAUUGAAAUGAAUCUUUCUAAUGAAUUACCGACUAAAACUUGCGAUGUCUCUGUGAUAGAUGACGUUGCUGAAGUAAUUCAGCCGGAAGAAGCGCACAAUGAGAUCGUUGAAUCAACAGAAUCGAUUAAGGUAGAAACAAACGAAUCAUCUGAUUUUAGCAUUUACAAUCGAAACUUUAAUGAUACGAAUGUUAAAGUAUUAACUAAUAACGCUAUUAAGAUAAGAACAUAUAGGACUAAUAAUAGUAGUAGCAGUAGUAGCAAUAAUAAUAAUGAUGAUGAUGAUGAUGAUGAUGAUGGUGAUGAUGAUGAUGAUGAUGAUAAUAGUAAUAAUAAUAAUGGCGACGACGACGACGACAAAAUCACCUGCCAUGCGUCAAGAAAUAGUUGUAGCAAAGAAGUGCAAUUAGAUAGAGAUUCUGAUGGCGCCAGUAUUAAAACUACAAUUACAAGUGCAGCUGUUAAUUCGGAUGCCCCUGUAGAGAAAAUAUUAGAAAAGUCUAGAGACAGAGAGAAUCUCACAAAGACCUCAAAAGCUGACACAUCCUUUGAAACGCCAAAGAAAAUAGACGAUGCAAUGAUAGCGAAUAUUAAUUUAACAGAAUCCUCCGCAAGAAAUAUUAAUGAUAACAAUGCGGAUAUAGAAGUUGUGAUAAAACCCACGUAUACCGAAACUUGUGAAAAUGCCCAAAGUAAUCCUAAGGUAUAUGAUAAGGGAAACAAGAUAAAUGAUGAUAGUUUAAAAUCAUCUAAACAAGACAUUAACGAAGAUUUAGGUCAACUUUUACGAAUGAAUAUAAAUAAAAAUUACAGAAUAGAAUCGAUUGGUAAUACCAUUAGCAUACAGGAAAAUGUUGUUGAAUCAUCUACAAAUCAGAAUAUAAUAGUAAAGGACAUUUGUAAAAAUCAAUUGAGCUCUAAUAAUGAUUCAACAAACAACAAUGAUGAAAUAGAGGUCGUAUUAGAGGAAUCAACGUUUGGUAUUAUCGAAGAAAAUAACGAUACGUCUGUUAUAAAAAGGGACAAUGAAAAAAUUAAUGACUCUUCGUUAAAUAAAAUCGAUUUCAAAGAGCAUAGUAAGCUCGACGAUUGUCCUUAUAAUUUUAUACAAUCAAAAGGAAUAAAAGGAAACAAAAUAAGGGUUCUUUCUAGCGCAGAAUUAGGCUCUAGAUGGUGUCCUACUCCCGUAGACACGUCUCUAACUGAACCUAUUAACGCAUUGGUUAAUGAAACAGCACUCUCUACAAAUGUUAAUGAUACGCCAUCUGAGCGUACCACGGAUCGUAAACGAUCGAUCAAGGAUGCAAUAAUACUCGACGACAAGUACCCGUCUCUAUCCUAUACAGAAUAUUAUUUAAUGUCCAUUCAUAGACGUAUAAUGCGUAUACGUGCGUUAAAAAAGAAAUUCUCGUCGAAUGAUCGUCGAAAUGUGUCCGCCAAAUUUAAAGAAUUAAUAAAUAAUGAUAUGCGAUUUAAUUCAAAUUUUAUAGUACUUCUCGAGGAAUUACUUAAUUUAGGUAAGGAAUUGAAAAUAAGGGAUUUGAAGAAAGUUAUACGAUACGCAGCAUCCGUUAUCAACAAAUCUUUCCUAACGCCCGAAUAUAAACCUAUAUCUUUGCAAGAAAUAGCCAAUUAUAUGACAUUAUUCGAUAAAUCAAUCUCUGAAACAUUUACAUUUACUUCUAAUGCUUCAUCUAAAUCCAAUUCUAGUAAUGCAUCUACAUUUACUUUUGACAAUGGCUUUACAUCUGCUUCUUCCAAUGACUUAUCCGCAACUAUUGCACCAGCAAUUUCCAAACAAUUAUCAAACAAUGGCAAUAACGUGGCACAGGUAGUUUUAACGAACGUUCAAAAUUUACAUGCCCCGGCGGCGGCAGAGGUUCAAGUAAUUUACAAUGAUUUACCAAAGAAAAAUGUAUACACCUCUAUUGGACCGAAUCAAAAGCAGGAAUGUAUCGUUCCGCAUUUACAAACAUCGAAAAAGUCUAAUACAUCGAUUUUAUGCGCUGCUCCUCCUCCUGCCCCUCCCCCUCCUCCUCCUCCUCCUCCUCCUCCGACGGCGGCGGCGGCCCAAUCGAUGCAUAGAAACGUGCAAUUGUUGAAAGAAAGUCGACAAUUGUUUAAGACGUCCAUGCCGUGUUACGGUCAACAAGCGAUCCAGCAACAAUUUAUACCAGGAGUUACGUUUUAUAAUCCUGCCAAUUCAAAUUCCAUGCAAUCACAUAACAACAAGUAUAUUACUCGAAGAUUAAAUUUAAAUGAAAAUGUACAAUAUUUUAUAGGGAACAAUGCGAAAUACGCAUCUCAAGUGGCAGGUCAAUCAAAUACCGUAUCGCAUAGAAUCGAUAACCCAAGGGACAUGUCCAAGUUGUCAUAUGCCCGACAGGCGUCGCAACAAGUCAACAUGUCUUAUAAUGUACCGCAAAGAUUUCCAAUUCAAAUGGCGCAGGAUAUUAAAAGCUCACAAAUCUCAUGCUCUAUGACAUUGUCAGCCCAACUCCCAAUGGUACAUUUUAAUAAUUCAGAAAAUUUACUACAAAGAAUAAAUAAAAUUCCAUGCGAAUUGUUAGUUCAAAUAUGGGAUCAAGUGACCUUUUGCCUCGAAGAAAGUUUCUUUGAUUGUAGAGCACACGAGAUAUACGAUAAGGGCACUUGUGUUUUAAAACUAUUUCACGUAGGAUGGAAAGAGAAAAUAUAUAAAUUUAUUCGCUACAAAUCCCGGCAAACUAGCGCCGAAUCUAUAAGUAAUCUAAAAAGUAAAUUGGCUAAAUAUAUAUAUAAAACGGCAACAAUGGAAGCUCAGAAGAGCAUAUGCCAGGUAUAUCUUCAAAAACAGAAAUCUCAACAAUUAACAGAUACCAUGAAGAUAUUAAUUCAAGAUAUGAUAAGUAAAAAUCAUGUUAAUGUAGAAUCAAAGUGUGGCUCGAAUACCGAAGUGAGCCGAUCUUCUAAAUCACAAAAAGAAGAACUGGACAAUAUAAAACUCGGAAAACAAUCUGAUUUACGUUCGUUAAAAAAUCUAACGGAAGAUAUUAAUAAAAGUGACGCAAUAUCAAAUAUUUUGCAAGGCUCAUUGCCCGUUGACAAUAACAACAAAUUUGAUAAUGAAUUAGUUUCGAUUAAUGAAAUGAAUCGUAACGAAGGAGACGCGGUAAAACCUUUUACAAGCUUAAAAAAUAUAUUAUCGGAAUCGGGUGGUAUAUUGUCUAAUUUAAGGAAUAAGGAUAUUAGAGUUAAAGAGGGAAAUGUUACUGAUAAUAUCGAUCCUCGGCGAUUGGAUUCGAGAGAAAGUCCGAUCUCGUCUGAGCCGCCGCCGCCCCAUAUAAUAGACGUACGAAGCAUAUCUCCAACUUCAUUUAAUACGAUUAAGGAAGUUUUGCCUUUUCCUAUUAAUGAUUUGCAAUUAUCUAAUAUUAACGACGAUACUAAAGAGAAUGGAAUUGAAAUAAAAAUUCAGAUUCCAGAAGAUGUAAUCUGUUUGAAUUGUUCUAAGAUAAGUACGGUUGUCUGCGAAAUUUGUUUAGAAGCUCAUUAUUGUUCUAAAGAAUGUGCAGCAUCGCAUUGGAUAGAAAAACAUCAUAAGUAUUGUAAGCCCCAUUGUGUAAUAGGGCCCAUCGAAAGAAAAACUUGUGUUUAGUCCCGAAUAGUUGAAACUUUGAUCGGUCUUCAUUAUAUGAUCUCCUAAUAAUCAUCCA